Molecule: messenger RNA, 1909 nt
Organism: Onychomys torridus (southern grasshopper mouse)
Lineage: Eukaryota; Metazoa; Chordata; Mammalia; Rodentia; Cricetidae
Gene: Fbxw2
Product: F-box and WD repeat domain containing 2
Exons: 8
Coding region: 201-1565 (454 amino acids)
Molecular function (GO): protein binding
Source: RefSeq, a predicted model, not a curated record
GAUGACGCAAGCAGCACCGGAAGCCGCUCCCCUGUGAGGCUGCGUACCUAGAGCAGCGGCCGCAGGUCCAGGCGCCAUGGCUGCGGAGCGGACCCGGCCGCUGCGACGCUCUGGUGGCCCGAGCGCGCCUAAUCGGUGUGAGCCCGGCGCGAGGUCCCGGGCCCCGGGGCACUCGCUCAGGUAAAUAUUUCCAUAACCUUAUGGAGAGAAAGGACUUUGAGACAUGGCUUGAUAACAUUUCUGUUACAUUUCUUUCUCUGACGGACUUGCAGAAAAAUGAAACUCUGGACCACCUGAUUAGUCUGAGUGGGGCAGUCCAGCUCAGGCACCUCUCCAAUAACCUGGAGACUCUCCUCAAGCGGGACUUCCUCAAACUCCUUCCCCUGGAGCUCAGUUUUUAUUUGUUAAAAUGGCUCGAUCCUCAGACUUUACUCACAUGCUGCCUGGUCUCUAAGCAGUGGAAUAAGGUGAUAAGUGCCUGUACAGAGGUGUGGCAGACUGCCUGUAAAAAUUUGGGCUGGCAGAUAGAUGAUUCUGUUCAGGACGCGUUGCACUGGAAGAAGGUUUACUUGAAGGCUAUCUUGAGGAUGAAGCAGCUGGAGGACCACGAAGCCUUUGAGACCUCAUCAUUAAUUGGACACAGUGCCAGAGUGUAUGCACUUUACUACAGAGAUGGACUUCUCUGCACAGGGUCAGAUGACUUGUCUGCAAAGCUGUGGGAUGUAAGCACAGGGCAGUGUGUUUAUGGCAUCCAGACCCACACUUGUGCAGCUGUCAAGUUUGAUGAACAGAAGCUUGUGACAGGCUCCUUUGACAACACCGUGGCCUGCUGGGAAUGGAGUUCCGGAGCCAGGACACAGCAUUUCCGGGGGCACACGGGGGCGGUGUUCAGUGUGGACUACAGUGAUGAACUGGAUAUUUUGGUGAGUGGCUCUGCAGACUUCGCUGUGAAAGUAUGGGCUUUAUCUGCUGGGACAUGCCUGAACACACUCACUGGGCAUACUGAAUGGGUCACCAAGGUGGUUUUGCAGAAGUGCAAAGUCAAGUCUCUCUUGCACAGCCCUGGAGACUACAUCCUCUUAAGUGCAGACAAAUAUGAGAUCAAGAUUUGGCCAAUUGGGAGAGAAAUCAACUGUAAAUGUUUAAAGACCUUGUCCGUCUCUGAGGAUAGAAGUAUCUGCCUGCAACCAAGACUUCAUUUUGAUGGACAAUACAUUGUCUGUAGUUCAGCGCUUGGUCUGUACCAGUGGGACUUUGCCAGUUAUGAUAUUCUCAGGGUCAUCAAGACACCUGAAGUAGCGAACUUGGCCUUGCUUGGCUUUGGAGAUGUCUUUGCCCUGCUGUUUGACAACCACUACCUGUACAUCAUGGACUUGAGGACAGAGAGCCUAAUUAGCCGCUGGCCUCUGCCGGAGUACAGAAAAUCAAAGAGAGGCUCCAGCUUCCUGGCAGGGGAAGCAUCCUGGCUGAAUGGACUGGAUGGGCACAAUGACACGGGCUUAGUCUUCGCCACCAGCAUGCCUGACCACAGUAUUCACCUGGUCUUGUGGAAGGAGCACGGCUGAGCUACCCUCGCUGACUGACUUUGGGUGCCAGGGCUGCGGGUUUUGGGUGCAACGUCUGUGACAGCCAACUGCAUGAACCAAAGUUCUCACCUAAAGGUAUCAUCACGCAGUGCACAAUCACUUAUCUCUGUUUGCCAGGGGCCAGGGCUGGGGCGGGAGGGCUUGUUUUACUGACAUACACCGCAGCAUGCUAAUGAGGUACACCAUUGACUUACUUCAUUUGUACUUAGUUACGUUGGUCAGUAUAAGAGGUUGCAUUUUUGGAUUUAUCUUUCUGAGUGGACUAUUGAGUAAAGAAAGUUAAAUGAUUCAUUAAAUCUGCUAAAUGGUUGCCUAUAAAAUCA